Aspergillus affinis is the source of this 1056-nucleotide messenger RNA. Its product is annotated as isopenicillin N synthase family dioxygenase. The coding region runs from base 1 to 1056 and encodes 351 amino acids. NCBI's taxonomy places the organism in Eukaryota, Fungi, Ascomycota, Eurotiomycetes, Eurotiales, Aspergillaceae. The record is from RefSeq and is a predicted model, not a curated record. Gene Ontology annotation, molecular function: dioxygenase activity. The transcript is spliced from 2 exons.
AUGGAAGGCAACCUGCCACAGCAACAGUGUCAUCCGGCAUCUACUGCCGUGGAGAAAGAUGGUCUGGUUAUCCCAAUCAUUGACUUCAAUCCCUUUCUAAACGGAACACCCGCCGACAAGCACGCCGUCGCCACGUCCGUCGUAGAGGCUUUCAAAUCCUCAGGCUUCCUCUACCUCAAAGACCACGGCAUCCCGCCCUCCGUGGUAUCUGGGGUCUUUGGCUCGUCCGCGCGCUUCUUCGCUCGACCCCAGGAGCAGAAGGACGGUUUGUGCUGGACUACCCCACAGGCGAACCGUGGUUACGUGAAGACGGGACAAGAGAAGCUAACCCUGCCGGACGAUCCCGAAACUGACAGUGACAAGCUGCGCGCAACCCCGGAUCUCAAGGAGACGAUGGAGAUCGGCCGCGAGGGCGUGGACGGGCUCCCCAACCGGUGGCCGGAUCAUCUCGACGACGAGGGCAAGAGCUUCAAGGAAGCGAUGCUCUCGUUCUGCAACAUGUGCAAGGCCCUCCACAUGGAGGUUAUGCGCGCCAUUGCUCUGGGCAUGAAUCUGCCCGAGCACUUCUUUGAUUCCUAUGUCGAUCAGGGUGAUAAUACUCUGCGACUGCUGCAUUAUCCGUCCGUUUCGAAAGAUGUGUUCAAGGCGAAUCCGCUGCAGGUCCGCGCCGGCGAGCAUAGCGAUUACGGAUCGAUCACGCUUCUGUUCCAAGAUCAUCGCGGGGGCUUGCAGGCCCGCAGUCCCAAGGGGACCUUCGUAGAUGUGACGUCCAUCGCGGACACGGUGGUGAUCAAUGCCGGGGAUCUGCUGGCGCGGUGGUCCAAUGAUACCAUCAAGAGUACUCGACACCGGGUGGUAGAGCCUCCCCAUGCGGCGGACGAGGAAGGCCCAGAAACGUAUCCAGACCGCUACAGCAUCGCGUACUUCUGCAACCCUAAUAUGAACAAGCUCAUCGAAGCUAUCCCUGGAACCUACGGGGAUGACCUGCGACAGGCAAAGUAUCCUGGUAUCACUGCCGGAGAUUACCUUGUGCAACGUCUGACAGCCACGAUUUAA